This is a messenger RNA of Larimichthys crocea (large yellow croaker), 2067 nucleotides long. Its product is annotated as caspase-3-like. Gene Ontology annotation, molecular function: cysteine-type endopeptidase activity. The coding region runs from base 97 to 996 and encodes 299 amino acids. The transcript has 7 exons. The record is from RefSeq and is a predicted model, not a curated record. Gene Ontology annotation, cellular component: death-inducing signaling complex; cytoplasm. Lineage: Eukaryota; Metazoa; Chordata; Actinopteri; Sciaenidae. Gene Ontology annotation, biological process: positive regulation of neuron apoptotic process; erythrocyte differentiation; neuron differentiation.
CUGAACUUUGAACAGCUUGACAUUUCCUUGUAGUGAUAGUAAAGACGAGGAUCUGUUAAUACGCACAGCUGGUAACGCCUCACAAGAAAAAGGAAGAUGGCAGAGGUUCGUGGUGACGAUGACGUGCAGAGCUCUGGGGACACAGUGGACGCCAUUUCACUUUCUGUAAAGAGAAUGUUCAGGUCGAAUGAAGACCCAAAGAGUAAGACUGCAGUGGAAGCAGACUCUGCUCCCAUCAGCACUAAAGCAGCAGUAUCGGACCCUUACCGCUACAGGAUGGACUACCCCGAGCUCGGAGUCUGUCUGAUUAUCAACAACAAGAACUUCCACAAAGACACACAGAUGAACACUCGUGAGGGGACGGACGUUGACGCCCAUGCUGCUCUGAAGGUCUUCACUGAGCUGGGUUAUAAGCCUAGAUUUUUCAAUGAUCUGACCGUGCAACAGAUGCACGAACAGCUGAGGACUGUCUCCCAGGAGGACCACAGCGCUCGAUCUUCAUUUGCAUGUGUGUUGCUGAGCCAUGGAGAUGAAGGGCUGAUAUACGGAACCGAUGGCCCAGAAAAGUUUGAAAAUCUGACACAAUACUUUAAAGGAGAUCGCUGCAAGACUCUGGUGGGCAAACCAAAACUCUUCUUCAUACAGGCGUGCCGUGGUUCAGACCUAGAUGGUGGAGCCCUCAUCGAGGCCGACAGCGUAGAUGUGCAAACAACAGAGAGGAUUCCUGUGGAGGCAGAUUUCCUCUAUGCUUAUUCCACUGCUCCAGGCUACUACUCCUGGAGGAACACGUCGUGCGGCUCCUGGUUCAUGCAGUCGCUGUGCGAGAUGUUGCAGCGUUACAGAAAAGAGCUGGAACUGAUGCAGAUCAUGACCCGAGUCAACCGAAAGGUGGCGAUGCAGUUUGAGUCAAACUCCUCCCUACCCGGCUUUAGUGGCAAGAAGCAGAUCCCAUGCAUCGUCUCAAUGUUGACCAAGGACUUCUACUUUCCUGCCUAGACUUAGAUCUUCUUCUUUUUUUUUUACCUACAAGAUGUGCUGGUGCCGAGUCCAAUUUCAUAUUGAUCUAUUCCUAUUGAUUUCUGCUGUCUUUGGCUGAAUGUCUUUUAUUAUUGAUUAUCAUGUGUUUUUAAUUUGCGGAAAUGCGGAAAUGUGGAAACUUCCCUGCAGUAUGACUUUAGGUGAACAAACAUCACACAUUUACCACUUUUUUUUUACCAGUUAAUGGCCAUAAAAAUUGAAUAAUUGGCUCAUAAUAUAUGUAGCAGUGUGAUGAUGUUGAAUCUACCACUACACUAUAAUAAUGAAUACUCUAAAUGUGCCGUUGGGCUGUUUUUGUACAUUUAAUAACAGCUGAUGACAGAUAUAGAUUUAUUUAAUAAUAAUAAAGUCUGCAUACACUUACACUGGGGAUAAAAAAGUAUUUAUUUCCAUUGUGGCGCUUGCUUCAAAGGGAAAAGGUGAAAUGAAAGAUCUCGAGCACAUAAAUUAUAUUGUAGAGAAAUUAUUAAGAAGUAUAAAGUAUAAUUUCAUUUGAGCAACAUAGUGUACCUGCUCUGUUUACAGGUACUCAACCUGACAGAGCUAAUGCCAGAGAAUUAGAUAAGUUACAUUAGUUAAGUAAAUUACUCUCUGAUUGGCUGCAGUCAGAUUUCCUGUGACUUGGAAAAUUGUAGCAGGAAGUUAUUGUGGUGGUUAUCAUUGAGCAAUGUAUAUGGAUAAUAGAAAACCUAGAAAUUAAUUUUUAAAGCAGAAGAUUUGUAAAAAAAAACAAAAGUACAUACAAGUUUUUCCUCACUUGAACCGAGGGUCUAAGGACAGAGGGUGUCACUCCCUGUACAGAUUGUAAAGCCCUCUGAGGCAAAUGUACUUUGUGACUUUGGGCUACACAAAUAAAAUUGAUUUGAUUUGAUUUUGAUUUGAAAAGAAAACUAAACUUAUUAUUUAUUGUUUCUUUACCAAAUGUCUGGUAAUCUGUUCCUGGAAGCGGUGUAUAAAAAUGUAUUUUUGUCUCCCGAACAUUAGUUGAACCAUGUGUUUUUGCAUAAUAAUAAAAAUCUCUAGAGUCAA